AUGAGAGACAUUGGAUCAACCUUUCUAGCAUGUAUCGCCUGCUUGUCACUCGUUGUUCUAGGUGAUUCAUCGUCUUCCUCGCACCGGUCGAUAUCUACAGCAUCCCCAUCUGUUGCAAGCAAGAGCGUAGCUGCGAAUUUGUUUGGACUUGCUGUAUCUACGAAUACCAUUACAGCCUCGAUUAAACCUCCGAUUUCUUCGAGUUUAUCCUCGCCGCCAGAAGCAUCUACCACAGUCUUAAUAGACAUUUCAUCCUUUCUCAAAUCCGCAAAUUCCUCAGAACCAUCCACAUCACGAGCAGUAACUACCUCCGAAUCUGCUCUGCAGGUAUCAAACAUACCUAUGUCUUCCUCCUCCACCACCGCGCCUUCUGAAGACAACUCUUCUUCGCACCAAACUCUGGUCAUUGUUCUGGCUGCGGUUCUUGGUGCAGUUGGUCUAAUUCUAAUUGGAGCCAUUGUUUUUCUUAUAUAUCGCUAUCGAAGAGGAAGGUUACCCUUUGGACAUCGGGGAGUUUCGCCUAUCAACGACGAUGAGAUUGCAUCAUGGCGUAGGACUGGUCAAGAGCAAAAGCUCACACUACCUUCUCCCGUCUACAGACCUGCGAUCCGAGAGGUGACAUCCGUCCAUCUCAAUUCUCCUGGCUGGACUUGGACAGCAUCACCCUCUUCAAUUCGAACAGUUUCUGCACAUAUCACAGAUCAUCAAGUUCAGGCUCAAGCUCCAAACGCUCGGGCCGGCCUCACAGAUGAGGUUGUCCCUGGCGCCGAUCCGUUUAUUCCACAACCGAAACGACAAAAUUCCCGGCUAUCAAAACUUCCCCCUGGACAUGCCAGAUCGAAGAGCCGGAGGAGUAGCAUGAGUGCAAAGAGUCUUUGGAGUCCAGAUCGAACAAGCAAUGACCUAAAGUACCAGGAGCAACCUCCUUCUACCUGGUAUGCUGUCGAUGAUGCAGCGACCAGCCCUUUCAGGACGGAACUUAGCACCAGCUCGCCAGGAACUUCAGUCUUCGGUGAAGCAUUCACAGGAGGUCUAUCGCCUCGACCGGAAAGACGGACGAGGCCGUGGGAGCAAGAGGUGUCGAGGGAUGACAUAGGGAGAGCUAUUGCAUAG
Molecule: messenger RNA, 1113 nt
Organism: Cadophora gregata
Lineage: Eukaryota; Fungi; Ascomycota; Leotiomycetes; Helotiales; Ploettnerulaceae
Exons: 1
Coding region: 1-1113 (370 amino acids)
Source: RefSeq, a predicted model, not a curated record